Molecule: messenger RNA, 3516 nt
Organism: Cuscuta campestris
Lineage: Eukaryota; Viridiplantae; Streptophyta; Magnoliopsida; Solanales; Convolvulaceae
Source: the annotation of a GenBank genome assembly
AGAAGGCAAUGACGCUGAUGUCAAUCUUACCCUUGCACACUUUACGAACAAGGGGGAUAAUGUGCACUCAAUGGAUACACCUGAUUUUGAUUGAUACACUCUAUUCAUUCUCUCCAUGCAUGAUGUUUUUAGAAUAAUUUUUUUUAUGUCUCUGCCGAUUUCCUAAGAGUGUUUUGAAGACUAUUUAUUGCAUUUUUAGACUAUGUGGAAUUGUUUUAUAUUUGCCUUCAAUUUAAAUAAAUUAAAGGAUUUAUGCACCUAUUUUUAUGCAUUGUGUGUUCCAGUUCUAUAUGCAAUUCUCUCAUUACACAGGCAUGAAUCGAGGUGAACUUGAGUGCUUAAUAGAUAGUGGGACUACCCAUACCAUUUUGCGAAAUAGGCAACUAUUUGUUAACUUGGUAGCCUAUAAUUCAUCCGUGACAACAAUGAUUGGUUCGUCACAUGUAAUUCAAGGAUGUGGCACUGCCAUUUUCUUACUCCCUAAUGAAGGAGAUGCAGCGACUCAUUGCACGAGGACCGGCUCCGCGAGGCGACGGAGCAGCCCCUUCCCGGGGUCCGCCGGAAGGAAGAACAUGGAGAAAGCCGACCGAGCCGGUCGCCGUGGCCACACAAACAAGGAACCCCGAGAAGAGGCACAUUGCGCGAGAGAGCGAUGAUCUAGACGAGGACGAAGCUCAAGGAUAUCCGGUGGGAUUUAUCCACGGAGGAAACAUUGGUGGGGACUCCGUCGCUCAAAUCAAGAGCUCAGUCAACAUAAUGUAUGAGAAAACCUUCCAAGACCUCGGCUUGAACCGCAAGGACUUAAGGCCCGUGCGCACUCCCCUCUCUGGGUUCACAGGGGACUCCAUCGAGGCCGAAGGAAUCAUCACUGUACCCGUGAUAGUAGGGGAUGGUGCGCACAAGGACAAGUUGAAGAUGGAGUUCAUGGUUGUAAGCAUCAGUUGCGCGCACAACAUGAUCCUUGGACGGCCCGGCCUUGAGGACUUGGAAUGUGUGAUCUCCCCAUACUACUUGUGUAUGAAGUUCCCCACUCCUUCGGGAAUCGGGGUGGCGAGGGGAGACCAGAAGUUAGCUCGAUCGUGCUACGUCCGAAUCACGAAGAAAUUGCCAAGGGAUGAAACGUUGGUCGUGCACGCACAGGAGGAAAUGCGGAAGCUGGAAGCACGACCAAAGGCCGAGCCCGCCGAGGAGGUCGAGGAGGUGCCGCUCGAUCCUCGGACACCCGAACGGAAGGUGAAGGUCGGGGCGAGCCUAACUGGGAGCCAGUGGAAGCGCUUGGUGGACGUGCUCUCUGCCUACCGCGUGAUCUUUGCGUGGGGCCCCAGGGACAUGCCGGGGGUGGAUCAUAAGGUCAUAUGUCACCGCUUGGCAGUCAAUCUGGAGGCUAGGCCGGUGAAGCAGAAGAAGCGGUUCCUCUCGUCCGAGCGAAGGGAGAGUCCGAACGCGCCCUCUCGCAUGUCCAAGUGGGCGGUGUACCUUGGAGCCUUCCAGAUCGAAUUCAAGCCAAGGCCGGCGAUCAAGAGACAAGCGCUGGCCGACUUUGUGGUAGAAUGCACCGCUCGAGAAGAGUCGAGGCCGGAACUUGAAACCGAUGAUUGGUGGACAGUUUAUACCGACGGCUCCUCCGCCGCCAAAAUUUUGGGGGGUGGAGUGGUAGUCAUCGCUCCCGAAGGCUUCAGAGCAUAUUACUCAAUCCGAUGCGGCUUCAAGGCAUCGAAUAAUGAGGCGGAAUAUGAAGCACUCUUGUGCGGGCUACGCUUAGCAGCUGGGAUGAACGCGACAAAGUUAAGGAUAAAGUGUGAUUCAAAGUUGGUGGUUGGCCACGUCUCGGGAGAGUUCGAGGCGAAGGACGAAAGAAUGAAGAAAUACAGAGAUACAGCUUUAGAACUCCUUAAAAGCUUCACCGUGUAUAGUGUCAAGCAGAUCCCUCAGGCGGAGAAUGCCGAGGCAGAUAUCCUGUCGAAGCUGAGCUCAGACACGCCCGGGCACAUCAGGCGGAUGGCAAACAUGGAAGAGCUGUCCGAGCCGAGCAUCCAUGCCUUCCCCGUGGAAAUGAUCUGCGCUCGGCCCGAAGAUUGGAUGGACGACAUAGUUGCCUUCCUAAAAUAUGGCACCCUCCCGGACGAUGCAAUGACGGCCAGGUUGGUCCGGACAAGGGCACCGGGGUAUACAUUGGAAGGCGAGAAGUUAUACAAGCGAGCAUACAAAGGGACUCUACUCAAGUGCCUUCGACCAACUGAAGCAAAACAAGUCAUGGGGGAGGUGCACGCCGGGAUCUGCUCCGCCCACCAGGGGGAUUACGCGGUGUCAAGGAAGAUAACCCUCCAAGUGUAUUUUUGGCCAACAAUUGUUAAGGAUUGCGCGGAGUUUGUAAAGAAAUGUAAGGUGUGCCAAGAAUUCCAGAAGCAUGUCAUCUGCCGCUUCGGCGUGCCUGAACACAUAAUCAUAGACAAUGGGACACAAUUCGAGUCCAAGCCCUUCAACGACUUUCUUGAAAGCUGGGGGAUAAAGCACAGCUAUGCUUCGGUUGGAUACCCUCAGACGAACGGAAAGGUUGAGAAUGUCAACCGAACGAUAGUCGACGGGCUGAAGCGGAAGUUGGAGGCCUGCAGAGGAGAGUGGGCAGAGGAGUUGCCUUAUAUCCUAUGGACCUACCGGACUACGCCUAGGAGGGCAACCGGGGAAACCCCGUUCGCCUUGUGCUACGGAUUCGAGGCGAGGGCCCCUCCAGAGAUCUCCAUCGCAACUCACCGAGAGGAGGUCUUCGACCCUGAGCGUAACGAAGAAGCCCGGGAAACCGAGCUCCAUCUCGUACACAAGAGGCGAGAAGCGGCCUUCAUACGGGCAGAGAAUUACCGAAGGAAGGUGAAGAGCUACCAUGACGGGCACGUGCGCGCACGGGGGUUCAUCGAAGGAGACUGGGUGUUGCGCAAGAGGUCCGUAAGCCGCCCCCUAGAAGGUGGAAAAUUUGCCAAGAAUUAUGAAGGCCCUUACAUCAUCAAAGAAGUGGUAGGCCCCUCGGCGUUUCGCCUGCAGACGCCAAGCGGAGGGGAGGUGCCCAGGACUUGGAAUGCCGAGAACUUGGUUAAGUUUUAUCAAUAGAUUUCGAAUGUACACGGCCCCCAAAUAGGGGAACCCGUAAACCUCUUGAUUGAAUUUAAUGAAAUGGAUUUUUUGCGAACAAGUAUUUAACAAUAUUGCGGAAGCGAAUUUAAUAUUGACAUAUCAUAAAUCAUUUCAAAACUUUUCACAUCCAUCCCGACAAUCUCGCCCCAUCUGCCGCCAGGAUCACAUUAAUCUUUCUGUUUACCUGCGUGUAGCAAAUAAAACAUACUACACGCUCAGCGUUGAAGCUGAGUAAGCAUAUCUAAUGCAUCGAACAUCCAUAUAAAUUGAAUCUCAAUUCAUAAUUAACCAUUUGAUAUCAUGCACACAAUACAUAUUUCAAGCAUACAUUAUUCAUGAUAUUCACAAUAUUUUAUUUUAAGUCAUUUCAUGAUAUAUUCAAUAUUAAAU